AGAAGACGAAAGAAGAAGAAGAAGAGAAGGAGGAGGAAGAAGAAGGAAGAAAAGGAGAAAAAAGAGGAGAAGCAGGCUCUCCGCCUGAGCCAGAGGGAGUAGGCAUGGGCGAACCUCUGGACGUGUGGGCUGCCAACGGCAGCGCCUUCUCGGGUAACGGGAGCCUGGAGCCCCGGCCGGUGGGCGGGAACAGCUCAGCUGACCCCCUAAAGCGCAACGAGGCCAUGGCCAAGGUGGAGGUGACGGUUCUGUGCCUCAUCCUGUUCCUGGCGCUGACGGGCAACCUGUGCGUGCUGCUGGCGCUACACACCACCCGCCACAAGCACUCGCGCAUGUUCUUCUUCAUGAAGCACCUGAGCAUCGCCGACCUGGUGGUGGCCGUGUUCCAGGUGCUGCCGCAGCUCCUGUGGGACAUCACGUUCAGGUUCUAUGGGCCCGACUUCCUCUGCCGCCUGGUCAAGUACCUGCAGGUGGUGGGCAUGUUCGCCUCCACUUACCUGCUGCUACUCAUGUCCUUGGACCGCUGCCUCGCCAUCUGCCAGCCCCUGCGCUCCCUGCGCCGCCGCGCCGACCGGGCGUCGGUGCUGGGCACCUGGCUGCUGUGCCUGGUUGUGAGCGUGCCCCAGAUCCACAUCUUCUCCCUGCAGGACGUGGGCAACGGUGUCUACGACUGCUGGGCCGUGUUCAUCCAGCCCUGGGGGCCCAAGGCGUACAUCACCUGGAUCACCCUGGCCGUCUACAUCAUCCCCGUGCUGGUGCUCAGCGGCUGCUAUGGCCUCAUCAGCUUCAAGAUCUGGCAGAACCUGCGGCUCAAGACGGCGCAGGAGCACCCGGGAGGGCUGGCUUCCCCCGACGACGCCGGCAGCCGGGCCGUCUUGGCCCGGGUCAGCAGCGUCAAGCUCAUUUCCAAGGCCAAGAUCCGCACGGUCAAGAUGACCUUCAUCAUCGUCCUGGCUUUCAUCGUCUGCUGGACUCCCUUCUUCUUUGUGCAGAUGUGGUCCGUCUGGGACCAGGACGCCCCCAAAGAAGCGUCUCCGUUUAUCAUUGCCAUGCUUCUAGCAAGCCUAAACAGCUGCUGUAACCCCUGGAUCUACAUGUUGUUCACGGGCCACCUCUUUCAUGAUCUUGUGCAACGUUUUCUUUGCUGCUCCACGAACUAUCUCAAGACCAAACAAGCGGGCGACACGAGUGUCAGUAAAAAGAGCAACUCCUCCUCUUUCGUCCUGAGCCGGAAAAGCUCAAGUCAGAAAAGUUUUACUCAGCCAUCCACAGAGUGAGGAAGGUACCAAGGCUCAUUGGACUACAGUUCUGCUCUGGUGUAACUUGGCUUAGUUCUGUAUUUGUAUAAAGUUGAUGGUCCCUAGCAUAGUUUUAUAUCUGUGUGGAGGAGGUGUAUUCCUAGUUACCCCAGGUAAGCCUAGAAAAAGUAGUUGAGAGCUUGCUUAAAAAUGGAGAGCUUCGCUCAGUUUGUUAUAGCAGCUGGUGGGAUGCAGGCCUGUGUUCGAGAAACAUACUUUGAAAAACCAUUCCCAGCACAACCUUUUCUUUUUUCCCUUUUAUAACUUACUAUUUGACACUUGUGAUGUUUUUCUAAGCAGUUUUAGCGUAGGAAAUAUUGUUUGAGUUAAAUAGGAGAAACUCUGUAAACAAAAAUGAAGGAAAUAUAAGAGCAUGUUUUAUUCAUCAAUUAUCAAUAUUAAUUGUAUGUAAAUUUGUUGGUAAAUUCGAUACAUUUGUGGGCUUGACGCAGUUCUGCUACUCUCACAGGUUUACUGAUGGUUCAGGCUUUAAACAAGGUGAGUAGUGUGGUUUUUGGAUAGAGAUGAAACUCUCCCCUUAUCUUUGUCAGGGCAGCUCUCUGUACACUGUCCAGGAUGUUCAUUUGCAGGGUGUGAUGGACUGUCCUGACUAAAAAUUGCAAUCCAGGAUUGUGCCACAGACUGCAUACCUUCCCUGGUGAAGAUUUGGGGGGACAAGGAUACAGUGAAUAAUGUAAAUUCACAGCACAGAGAUCAUAAACUACACUAGGACAGUGCUCCUCAUCAGUGGUAUUUGUUGAGCGCUUACAAUACUGUACUAAUAAUGAGGGCUGGAAACUAGGAAUGUAUUAGCAAGAAUGAAUUAGAAAUCUCCUCUGUGGAGAUUUUGAAAAGUGGGGCAAACAGUCCUGCCUUGAGGAAGUGGGGGGCUUACCUUCCACUGGACUGUAUGCUCCUUGAGGGUAGAGAUUGUGUCUACUGAUUCAGUUGUACUCUCCAAAGCGCUUAGUGCAAUGUCUGCCACAGCAGGCACUCAGUAAAUACUAUUGAAUGAUUGAAGGGGGCUAGACCAAGGAAGAUAGACCAAAUGACCUCUUGAGGUUCCUUCCAAAGAUGUGAUUCUCUGAGUUGGAGCAAAACGUGUCCUUUAUUUUUUCGUAUUUCAUUCCAUUUUUUUUCCCUGUGAUGUGUAUUUUAAUUAUUUUGGGGUUUCAUGUUAAAUGACCCUUGAGAUCAUUUGUGAAUCCCCAAUAAUACUUCAAUCUCUGUUUUUCCAUUCAACAAAUGUCAGUAAUUAUUUUGCUCCAACGACUGUUGUGCUUGUGGUUUGUAUCUUGGAAAGUGUGUAAAUA
Messenger RNA from Tachyglossus aculeatus (Australian echidna), 2611 nucleotides. RefSeq names its product oxytocin receptor (gene OXTR). Gene Ontology annotation, biological process: positive regulation of vasoconstriction; regulation of systemic arterial blood pressure by vasopressin; maternal process involved in parturition. The record is from RefSeq and is a predicted model, not a curated record. Gene Ontology annotation, cellular component: membrane. The coding region runs from base 105 to 1277 and encodes 390 amino acids. Gene Ontology annotation, molecular function: oxytocin receptor activity; peptide binding; vasopressin receptor activity. The transcript has 2 exons. Lineage: Eukaryota; Metazoa; Chordata; Mammalia; Monotremata; Tachyglossidae.